Molecule: messenger RNA, 1797 nt
Organism: Eucalyptus grandis
Lineage: Eukaryota; Viridiplantae; Streptophyta; Magnoliopsida; Myrtales; Myrtaceae
Exons: 2
Coding region: 229-1602 (457 amino acids)
Source: RefSeq, a predicted model, not a curated record
CGCCAGAGGAGACUUGUCAAAAUAGUAAGAACGGGGAAGCAACAAUCUUUUCUUUCUUUAUUUUUUCCUGUAGGAAGGAACGCGUCAAGAGAUGCGAGGUACCAAAAUUUGGCAGGGCAACCCAGACCAUCGAGAGCGGCCUUUUUGCUUCCCACACAGACUCCUGCUCGCCGUCCAUAUUCGCCCUCCACUCCAUUCCAUUUCUCCGGUUCAGAGCCAACAUCAACCAUGGCGACUCUCGAAGAAAAGACCUCAAACUCAAAGCCUCCUCAACCUGACCUAUCAAAUUCUGAUCCUAGGCACUGCCCCGUUCUUUCUCCCCGUCCCCACGCAGAUGCCUCGUUGCAGGAGGGAGGCCUGCCAUCUGACCAUGCGCAACAGAAAAUGCAGCCUGUCAAGAUCUCAGAUGACAGAGAUCCACGAGGACUGAUUAAAGAGCGUUACCGUUCAAUACUCCUCAGCAAGCGACUCCUUCGGACUGGCUCAGUGUUGGCGUCAACGCAAGUCGAUGAUCUUGCUGAUGAAUACAUCCCUGGUGGUCGUAGAUCCGGGUUAAAGAGCGCCCCACCGAAAGCGAGGCCAGACUGUCUCUCCUGGCCCCAUUCCUAUGACCCGGCUGAGAGGGUUUGUCCCACCGGAAUGCUCAAUCACGUCCCUCAUGGCAAGUUCGAUGGUCCUCCUGAGGUGGAAGAAAUGUAUCUCCCGCUGGCAAGACCACUCAGGUUCUACUUGCUCCGUGGGAAUAAUACUAGUGAAGGAACAAGCAAAAUGCACAAUCCCGUCUCUCGCAGUGCAUCUACAAGCGGCAAGUCUGAUAGUAUUGCUCAUGAACAUGCCGGAUACAUGCUGUGGCAAUGGGGGAGGUGUUCCUCAGCUGGAACCGCCAAGUCGCCUGAAAGCGCUUUUGAGUGCGAUGUAUCAACUAUGAGGAAUGUUCCUGGCGAAGGCACAAGCACAAUGCCCAAUCUCGUCUCUAGCAGCACAUCUCCAAGCAGUGUGUUCGAUGGUCCUCCUGAUGAAUACACUGCUAUCGAUAUUCCUGAGAAGGGAGAAAUGUGCCUCCUGCCGGCAAUACCACUCAGGUUCCACGGGCUCUCUGGGAAUAAUUCUGGGAAUAAUUCUGGGCCGAGAUGGACGAUCCUGGGAGAUUCUGGGAAUAAUUCUGAAGGCACAAGCACAAUGCCCAAUCUCGUCUCUAGCAGCACAUCUCCAAGCAGUGUGUUCGAUGGUCCUCCUGAUGAAUACACUGCUAUCGAUAUUCCUGAGAAGGGAGAAAUGUGCCUCCUGCCGGCAAUACCACUCAGGUUCCACGGGCUCUCUGGGAAUAAUUCUGGGAAUAAUUCUGGGCCGGGAUGGACGAUCCUGCGAGAUUCGUCGAAGGACAUGCUCGUUCAAGGAGCUUUUGCUCUUAUCGGUCUCAAGACGAGCGACGCUUCUUCUCCUGCUCAGGAUGUGCUGCUUCCCGUCGUCGCGAUUGUUUACACGGUUGGGCUUUUAUCUACUAUUGCAGGCAAACAGCGUGGCAGCUCGAUAAUGGAAGGUAUCGGGUCGGCGGCCGCCGUGCUUGGGUUUCUCCUCACAAUGAUUUUACUCCUCCUCUAGGUGCAUGUCUGGCUGCAUCAUCUCACCUUGGAGAUAUUUUUUCUCUCUAACCGUCUCGCUUUGCCUCUCACAUUAAUGGGCCUCCCUUCUACUGUUUAUAGUACUUCACCUUCAAAUAAGCCUUGUAUUGCUGUUACUCUUGCUGUUGAGUUUCAAACAAAGUUGCCAACAAUGGCCCCGAGAUCGCAAUUUCCA